UUGCAAUAUUUUCCCAACCACUUCCACCACUUCCAAAACCCCAAUGGCCCUUUACAUUAUUGCCUCCUCUUAAUUCACUUCUUAUAUAUACUUUCACACCUUUGCAUGCAAUUCAUUCCUCACCAAAUACACUUAUUUUGGCCCCUCUCGUCUUCAAAACUUGCUUGCUAAUCACCAACCAAAACAUAGGCAUCCUCAUCACUAGCUUCUUGAAAAAUGGCAUGUAAGAUACUUAUUGGCCUUCUUUUCUUAGCUUUUUUAGCAGCAACAUCUGCUACUAAUAAUUUCAGUCAAUACUUUGAUAUCACAUGGGGUAAUGGCCGUGGCAAAAUCCUCAACAAAGGUCAACUUCUUACACUGUCUUUAGACAAAGCCUCUGGCUCUGGAUUUCGUUCCAAAAAUGAAUACUUGUUUGGAAAAAUCGACAUGCAACUAAAGCUUGUGCCCGGUAACUCUGCUGGAACAGUCACAACUUAUUAUCUAUCUUCUCUUGGGGAUUCUCAUGAUGAAAUAGAUUUUGAAUUUCUUGGUAACUUAAGUGGUGAUCCUUAUAUUGUUCAUACAAACAUUUACGCACAAGGGAAAGGAAACAAAGAACAACAGUUUUAUUUGUGGUUUGAUCCCACCAAGGACUUUCACACCUACUCCAUUCUUUGGAAUCCUCAAAGCAUCAUAUUUUCUGUGGAUGGGACUCCUCUAAGGGAAUUCAAGAAUUUGGAAUCAAAAGGUAUUCCUUUUCCUAAAAGUCAAGCAAUGAGUAUAUAUUCAAGCCUUUGGGAUGCUGAUAAUUGGGCCACAAGGGGUGGCCUGGUGAAAACAGAUUGGGCCCAAGCCCCAUUCACUGCUUCAUAUGGAAAUUUCAACAUCCAAGCUUGUGUUUGGACUUCUUCUUCAGGCUCAUCUUGCUCUUCCAAAACUCCAUCUUCAAGUAAUCAAACAUGGAUGAAGCAGUCUUUGGAUUCAACAGGGCAUGCUAGGAUUCAAUGGGUGCAAAAGAAUUACAUGAUUUACAAUUAUUGCACUGAUACUAAACGAUUUCCUCAAGGUCUUCCUCCUGAAUGCUCACUUGGUUGAACAUAAAACUAUAUAUAUAUAUAUAUAUAUAUAUAUAUAUAUAUAUAUAUAUAUAUAUAUAUAUAUAUAUAUAUAUAUAUAUAUAUAUAUAUAUAUAUAUAUAUAUAAACUAUGCAUUCAAUUGUAUGUAUAAUAGUAUAUAAAUGAGAUUAUUUUAUUUUGGGACUAAUAAAUUUGAUGGAGAAAAGCAUAAUAAAAAAAGAAUUGUAGACUUAUCUUGUUUUUUCUUCUUCUUAAUCUUAUGAAAGAAUCAAGGGUCAAGUUAAAAAUAUUAGAACAAGAAAUUAAUAGAAUACAUGUUUAUAUCUAGAAUGAAGGAAGGAAUUCAAAAUUCUUUCAUUGCUGGUCAACAAACUCCAUAAUAGUUUAAGAAGCAUCCUUGGUUGA
Molecule: messenger RNA, 1461 nt
Organism: Lathyrus oleraceus (garden pea)
Lineage: Eukaryota; Viridiplantae; Streptophyta; Magnoliopsida; Fabales; Fabaceae
Product: xyloglucan endotransglucosylase protein 7
Exons: 3
Coding region: 217-1074 (285 amino acids)
Biological process (GO): cell wall biogenesis; xyloglucan metabolic process
Cellular component (GO): apoplast; cell wall
Molecular function (GO): hydrolase activity, hydrolyzing O-glycosyl compounds; xyloglucan:xyloglucosyl transferase activity
Source: RefSeq, a predicted model, not a curated record